This is a messenger RNA of Linum tenue, 2576 nucleotides long. The record is from the annotation of a GenBank genome assembly. NCBI's taxonomy places the organism in Eukaryota, Viridiplantae, Streptophyta, Magnoliopsida, Malpighiales, Linaceae.
GGCGGCUUUCAAGCACAUCGCAAUUUGGCGUCUGCACACCGUCGCCGAGACUCAAUUACCCCUUCCUCCGUCUCGCCUCCGCCGGUUCGCCCGCCGACGAGAAAGCUCUCCAAGGUAUCCACCAUCACCUGCUCCUCCAGCAAAUGGGCCGAGCGCCUCCUCGGCGACUUCCAGUUCUUCACCACCUCCGCUGACGCUUCUUCCGAGCUCCAACGACAACAACUCUCCCUCUCUUCCUCCAUCACCACCGCCACUCUCCCUCCUCCACCUGUCCCUCGUCCCCCGCCGCCGCCGCCUCUCGCUCCUCCCGAGCGCUACGUCUCCAUUCCUCUCGAUUUCUACAAGGUUCUGGGAGCUGAGACGCAUUUCCUCGGAGAUGGAAUCAGGAGAGCGUACGAAGCUAGGGUAUCCAAACCGCCUGCCUAUGGAUUCAGUCAAGAAGCUUUGAUCAGCCGUAGACAGAUUCUGCAAGCAGCCUGCGAGACUCUUGCCAAUUUCAAUUCCAGGAGAGAAUACAAUCACGGCCUCAUUGAUGACGAGGAGGACACAGUGCUUACUCAGGUCCCUUGGGACAAUGUUCCUGGAGCUCUCUGUGUGCUGCAAGAAGCAGGGGACACCGAGCUGGUUUUAGAAAUUGGAGAGACUAUGCUUAAGGAAAGAUUGGCCAAGCAGUUCAAACAAGAUGUGGUGUUGGUAAUCGCUCUUGCUUACGUCGAUAUGUCGAGGAAUGCCAUGGCGUUCAACCCACCUGACUUCAUUAGGGGGUGUGAUAUGCUAGAAAAGGCCUUGAAGCUCUUGCAGGAGGAAGGUGCAAGCAGCCUUGCCCCUGAUUUACAGGCACAGAUAGAUGAGACGCUGGAGGAGAUCACCCCUCGUUAUGUUCUAGAAUUUCUAGCCUUGCCCCUUGAGGAUGAAUUCCGGACGAAAAGAGAAGAGGGUCUCCAAGGAGUGCGCAACAUAUUGUGGGCCGUUGGAGGAGGUGGAGCAUCGCCACUUUACAGUGGGUUCACUCGUGAAGAUUUCAUGAAAGAAGCCUUCUUGCACAUGACAUCUUCUGAGCAGGUUGAUCUAUUUGUAGCCACGCCACCGAACAUUCCACCUCAGAAUUUCGAAGUGCACGGAGUUGCCCUCGCACUAGUUUCCCAAGCUUUCAUGGGUAAAAAGCCUCAGCAUGUACCAUGUGCUGAUAAUCUAUUCGAGCAACUCCAACAGUCCACUCAUUCAAACACUCUAAAAGAACGUGAGAUGGAGUUUUCACUAGGAAGAGGUCUCUGCUCGCUGCUUUUAGGGGAGUUGGAUGACUGUCAUGCAUGGCUAGGUUUAGACCAGGCUGACUCACGUUACAGAAACCCAGCGGUUGUAGAAUUUGUGCAGGAGAACUCAAAUCAUGAUGAUGUAGACUAUCUUCGCGGGCUUUGUAAGCUGUUGGAGACCUGGUUAACAGAUGUGGUUUUUCCCAGGUUCAGAGAUACCAAAGAUGUAGAGUUCAGGCUUAAUGACUACUAUGAUGAUCCUACUGUCUUGGCCUACUUAGAAAGCAGGGAGGGUGCUGGUCGAUCGCCCCUUGCUGCCGCUACUGCUAUAGUGAGGAUAGGUGCUGAGGCAUUGCAGAAGGUUUUUCCUUUGGGCAGCCAAGAAAGCGAAGAGUUCCUUGAAAAGAUUGUCAAUGAUAACAUUGUCACUGUAGUGACAGAAUCGGUUGGUGAAAAGUUGAAGGAUGUUAGUGUGAAGGCCAUGUGUGCUGGAGUGGCGAUUGGACUGUUGGCUUUAGUAGGAUUGAAGGGUAUGCCUCCUAGAGAUCGGUUCUCUGGCCAAGGAAAGAUAGACCUAGCAACGGCUUCUUCUAAUGUCACUUCUGAAGUAGACAGCAACACGGAAGAAUUGUCAAAACAGCACGCAAGUUUAGCAGAAGGUGUAGUCCGGAAAUGGCAGAAUGUCAAGUCUCAGGCUUUUGGACCUGAUCACUGUUUGGGAAAAUUGACAGAGGUAUUGGAUGGUCGGAUGUUGAAGCUUUGGACAGACCGAGCCGCUGAAAUUGCAAAGCUUGGCUGGGUAUACGACUGUAUGCUAUUGGACUUGACCGUCAACAGUGUAACCAUGUCCUCAGAUGAACAACACGCUGUCGUGGAAGCAACAAUAAAUGAAUCGAUCGCCUUAACCGAUGUUGUUCAUCCUACGAGCGGCCCAAACACUACGACCUACACAACUAGAUACGAGAUCUCGCUUUCUGAUUCAGGAUGGAGAAUCACCGAUGGAGCAUUAUUGAUAUAAGGAAAACCGAUAUGUUGAUCUGGUAGUGUAAGUAUCUUCUGCCUUAUGUCUAUAUAAUAUAGUCUUCAAUAAUAUAGUGAAGCCGUUGUGAACUUUGUUCACGCGAAGAAAUGUCCUAUGGGGAUGUUUUGCAGCUGGCAUCCGGUUGAAAUUGUUUUCAUGAGAGGUUUUUGCUCUUUGCUUGAUAAUGCCGGUUCUCUUUUGUGAUUCAACUGUGAUUGUUUGUUGAUGCCGGUUCCUUGCCCACAACCUUUUUUUUACCACGUAGCAAGUAAAGGUGAAUAAGCAGCGGAAGUCUCAUCGAG